GCUACUCCAGGCUACAGAGUCCUGAGCAGUGUGACCUCGAACUCGCCGCGAGCACACGCGUCUCGUCUCGGGAGAAGUCCCCGGCGAGGUCUCACAGGAGGCGAUAGAAAAAAAAGUCCUGUCCGAGCGUGCGUCUGGGGGAACGAGGCGGAGCGGAGAGCAUCCGAAGCUUUGCUUUGUCCCUGUUCCCUUGUCGUCUCCGUCUCCGUCCAUCCACGGACGUCCCUCGUUCAGCAGCUCUGCUCGUGGGCGUCUUCUGCUUCGUUCAGCGGCCGUCGAUACAGCACCACAACUACCACCACCACCACCACCAGCAGCAGCGGGCUGGCUCCGGUUGGGCUGCGGUGAGUAGUAGGAGUACUAGGUUCUGUCGGUGCUGCUUUUGUAAUCGCCCCUGUGGUCUCCGGCGGCCGGCGGGAUGGGAGGAGUGUAGCAUUGUAAUCAAGUUCUGCCACCGUUGCAUGGUCACUGUUCAAAGUGUGGAAAUCUUCAAAGAAGAUGAAGGAGGAUAUUAUGUUCGACAACCAAACAAAGCCAUGCAGAUCAAGGAUCGACUCCAAAAGCAAUCAGAAUCCUCUGAAGCCCAAGUUUGGAUCCUCAUGGGGGUCCCAAAUUGUCAAGGGGUUCACAGCUGACAAGAAAACCAAGAAGACAGCAGCCGUUGCGAGCAAGAAGCCACCUCUUGCAAGCGUGGAAAAUGUAAACCAGAACAAUCAACAGAUUCCAUACCAUUCUAGGGUCAAGAGAUCUCUGAUAGUAGACUUCCCUUGCUCACCUGCUGGUGCUCAAGUUCAUCCCCAUGUCUUUGAUUGCCACGGUAUCAGGUCGCCAGCAUCUCAUGAUCUUUUCCUUGAGUUGGACCAUCUCAGGGAACAACUACGCGAGUCAAAGGAAAGAGAAUCAGCAUUGCAAUCAGAGGUGCGGCAAUGCAGAGAAAACCCAAGGGUUUCGGAACUCGAGAAGGAGCUUGAUUCUAGGAAGAAUGAGAUUGACAGGCUUGCACGCCUUAAAACUUCACUAGAAGCUGAGAAAAUGAGCCUCUCUGAACAGCUAUCAGCUCUAUCUUCUAUGGUGGAGCAGCAUGAAGAAACUGUAAGAUUGGAUGGACAUGGUAAUCGGGCAUCUAGCACAGAUGGAGACAAUCCAUUUUCUUCAGGAAACUUGGAGUUCGAAGUUGUUGAGCUGCGACGUUUAAACAAAGAGCUUCAGUUUCAGAAACGAAGUCUUGCAAUCAAGCUCUCUUCAGCAGAGUCCAAACUGGCUAUCCUUGAAAAGAAUGCAGAGAGCGAGAUAGUUGCGAAGGUUCAAGCUGAGGCCUCUUUGUUGCGGCACACAAAUGCAAACCUGAGCAAGCAAGUUGAGGGCUUGCAAAUGAGUCGACUAACUGAGGUUGAGGAGCUUGCGUAUCUUCGAUGGAUCAAUUCAUGCCUACGUCAUGAGCUCUGCAGCUCAGAUCAAGCAGCUAGAGCAAUGACCGAUAUCGAUUUUAAUGAUGGUAUGGCUUGUAAUGAUGAUCAUUGUGAUGCCAGAAAUGGUGAGGACAGUUGUGAUGAUAAAAGGUUUAGCAUUGCUGAACGUAUCAAGCAAUGGUCACAGAAUGAUAAGAGCUGUCAAGCAUCUAAAAAGGAAUCUCUUCUUGAUAGAGCAUGGAUUGAAGCCACAGAAGCCCGGAGCCCAACACGCAGGCAUUCACUUGGUGGAUCAAAGGGAUGUGCACAGGAAUUGAACAUCAUGAAGAGGAGGCAAUCUGAUACCUUUAUCUGCCUUCCAGAGGCAACAGAUGAAGCAGCUUCCUGUAAUAAGGAUCAGACAAGCAGGGAUAAGCGUGAACUUCUUGUGGAUAAGUAUGAUUUUGGUCAAUCUGAUGGUUCCAGAUUUGUUCUUGGCAAGCCAGAAGUAUGCAAGUCUCAAUGCUUGGAUGUUGAAAAGCGUACCUUGCGCAUUCCAAACCCUCCACCAAGACCUUCAGUCUCUGUGCCACAUUCUGGUCCAUCAAAUGGAUCCACUGUAAAUCCACCCCGACCACCUCCGCCGCCUCCUCCUCCUAAGUUUUCCACCAGAAAUACUGGCGUCAUGAAGAGGGCACCACAAGUUGCAGAGCUUUACCAUUCACUUAUGAGAAGGGACUCAAAGAAAGACACUUCUGGGGGUGCAAUCUGUGAAACUGCUAACUCCGCGAAUGUGCGGAGUAGCAUGAUUGGUGAAAUCGAGAACCGUUCUUCACAUUUGCAGGCUAUCAAGGCGGAUGUUGAGACUCAAGGUGAGUUUGUGAAAUCGUUGAUCAAGGAGGUGACUGAUGCAGCUUACAAAGAUAUAGAAGAUGUGGUUGCAUUUGUGAAGUGGCUCGAUGAUGAACUCGGUUUCCUUGUGGAUGAGAGAGCAGUGCUGAAGCAUUUUGAUUGGCCCGAGAGGAAGGCAGACACUCUACGAGAGGCAGCUUUUGGCUAUCAAGACCUGAAAAAAUUGGAAACAGAAGUCUCUAACUAUAAAGACGAUUCGCGCCUUCCAUGUGACAUUGCACUUAAGAAAAUGCUUACAGUGUCUGAAAAGACGGAGCGAGGUGUCUACAACCUUCUGAGGACAAGGGAUGCUAUGAUGAGGCAGUGUAAGGAGUUUAAUAUUCCUACUGACUGGAUGCUUGACAACAAUCUUAUUAGCAAGAUAAAAUUCGCUUCUGUCAAAUUAGCAAAUAUGUACAUGAAAAGAGUGGCUAUGGAACUUCAGUAUAUGGGACCCCUCAACAAGGAUCCAGCUCUGGAGUAUAUGCUGCUUCAGGCUGUCAGAUUUGCCUUCAGAAUUCAUCAGUUUGCCGGAGGUUUCGACACAGAGACAAUGGACGCAUUUGAGGAGCUGAGGAAUCUCGUUCAUGUCAGGAACAGUACCCAGUAGGGUGGCAAUUCAAUGUAGUAUGAUCUGAUUUUUCUUUUUGGGUGAAAUUUAUGGCUUACCCUCUCAGUAAGCAUGACAGACAGUUUGAAGGAUUGGUGUGUAUGUAUGUGUGCUCUAGCUAGUCUGAAGAAACCAGCAUGGAAACUGUGUGUAUAUGCUCCUGGUGGGCAUUGGUGAUUGCCACUUCAUCUGUUAACUUGUCUGUCUCUGGAAUCCAUGCAUGACUCAUGGAAUGGAAGAUUUUUGAAGGAGGAAAAAAAACUAUUGCUUUUGCAACAAUUGCAUACCAA
Molecule: messenger RNA, 3179 nt
Organism: Brachypodium distachyon (stiff brome)
Lineage: Eukaryota; Viridiplantae; Streptophyta; Magnoliopsida; Poales; Poaceae
Product: protein CHUP1, chloroplastic
Exons: 9
Coding region: 499-2889 (796 amino acids)
Biological process (GO): chloroplast organization
Cellular component (GO): chloroplast outer membrane
Source: RefSeq, a predicted model, not a curated record